GCGACCUCACGCAGGUCCGCGUAUAAACACCAUAGAAUUUCCCGUAGAUCUGGUCGCGUCCGUUCUCGUAUAAUAUUACACACACAUUCACGUACCUAGACGCACGCAUAUUAUUAUCGAAUAUAUACGCGCCGACGAAGACGACCUCCACGUAUUGUUCCAAAUACCUGAGAGACUGACCGAUCGACGAGUGGUUUCGCGUAGUUUUUUUUUAUUUCGCGUCUCCUCCGGGGAGUCCGCGCGGCCCGACGACGAUAAUGCCGGCGUCGUCGCCGUCGUCGCGGUUGUGGUGCCAGCAGCAGUGCGUCGCGAAAGACCCGCGGGACGAUACGCGGCAAACACCUGUAGCGUGGUGGCGCCGCGUUUGAAAUUCCGGUGAGGCAGGCGCCAUUUUUUUUUCUCGAACGAGAACGUUUUUUUUCUUUACGCGUGUGCGUGUAUAUAACGAUGGACGACAGUUGGGAGCAGCACGUUUCUCCCUUGAUGAUGGGCGUCGGUAUCGAGAUGCAUCAUCACCAAGGGGCCGUCGCGACGCAGGGAGACAUGGGGCUGGCGGCGCACGAAGUGCAGGACCUGGGGGAUGAAAUUAGCGGGCACGACGCCCAGCAGCACCUUGGGAACCACGUAGCAGAUUAUUAUCAGCACCAGUUGCUGGUUUCCGGCCAGCCCACAACAAACGCCGGCUCGUCCCCUGCUUCCGGUGGCGGUUCCCUGAGUCCGGGCGGUUCGGCCGGUCUUCCCGGAGCAUUGUCGCCCGGCGGCACCUCCUCGACGGGCCCCACCCAGUGCUGCGAGUCCGGACGCCCUCUAGUAACAGACCCCGUGACCGGUCAGAGCGUCUGUUCUUGCCAGUACGAUUCUGCCAGGCUGGCCGCGUUGCAGUACCCGCGCGGGGUGGGUGUCUACGGUACCCCGUACCCUUCUACCGACCAGAACCCUUAUCCUAGCAUAGGCGUCGACAGUUCGGCAUUUUAUUCGCCUCUGAGCAAUCCCUACAGUUUGAAAGAUGCCAGCGGCGCGACGGACAUGUCCGCGUGGACCAGCGCCGGUCUCCAACCGACCACCGGGUAUUACCCGUACGAUCCCACCCUAGCGGCCUACGGGUACGGUGCGGGGUACGACCUGGCGGCGCGACGGAAGAACGCCACCAGAGAGUCGACCGCCACCCUCAAAGCGUGGCUCAAUGAACACAAAAAGAAUCCGUACCCGACCAAAGGGGAGAAGAUCAUGCUCGCCAUCAUCACCAAAAUGACCCUUACCCAGGUGUCGACGUGGUUCGCGAACGCGAGACGACGGCUGAAAAAAGAGAACAAAAUGACGUGGGAGCCCAAAAAUAAAACCGACGACGACGACGACGCCCUGGUGUCGGACGGCGACGACAAAGACAAAGAGGACGACGAUAAGCGAGAAGACGCAGAUAUACACGGCAGGAUAAAGUCGGAAAGGUCCAACAAAGACCUCGACGACGACGAUAUGACGGACGAGGAUCGCAAGGAUGACAUCCUUGGUGCCAACAUGCACCACAUCUUGGGCAACGGGUUCAACAUGAAACCCGAGAUGAAAUCCUCGGAUUGCGGCGUACCUCUUCCUCCCUCCAAGCCCAAAAUCUGGUCGUUGGCGGACACGGCGGCCUGCAAAACGCCGCCGCCACCGCCGCCAUCGCAGCAGUGGUUAGGCAGCAGUAACGGGUUCGCCUUGCCUAGCUCACGGUAUUCGAACAACGGGGGCUUCCUCCCCAGCCACUGCCAGCAAGGGUUUCCCGACGUCCAGACGGACACGCCUCCGCAGACGCCGCCCAACAUGAAACUACCCACGGUUACGGGUAACUUGGUGCCCGGACAGGGAGGCCCGUGCAUAGGCAACUCUAACGGAGCGUACUCCCAAUCGUCGGGCAGUUUUCUGGGUGGUUUCGGAAGGAUGCAAAGCCCUCAAAGGCAGCAACAGAACCAGGGCGGCCAGAUGGCCGCCACCUCGACGGAUAACGCGGCGUUCAAACCCUUCUACAAGAGCUCGCCGGGUCUGAAUGGAGGAUACGUGUCGCCCGUUUGAAAUAUUUCCAGCUGAUAAAACGAUGUAGCAGCAGCAAUAACGGGACAAAGUGCAAAACCAAUAUACGUCACCGGAUGUGAUAGCCGUUGCAAGUGCGCGCGCGCGCAGAUCAAAUCUGCGCACGUCGAAAAAAACUGUUGCGUGUUUGUGUAAAAUGCAUUUAAUUUAUCUGUGAUACUGAACAAAACCGAGGAAAAAAAAACAAAAUGCAUCGGAGGCGGCGGCGCGACCACAGUGCGUACGAGGGGAGGGGCGCUUUCGUUUUUUUUUUUGGCCGACAACGGGUAGUAGUUGCGCACGCAGAGUUUGUCGUUUGUAGGAGCAUUUCGUUCGUUUCGAACAAUCUUCACGAUCCUCUUAAACCUAAUAUACCUAACUAGCCGGAUGUUUUUUCAGAUUUCACCAUGUAAUAUUUUCAAUUAUUAUUGUUGCGUUCAGUUAGACGAAUUUGUUAUGUAUAAAGUUUUACCGACGUCAGUGAACUUGUAAGAUUUAUCAUUAUUAUUAUUAUUAUUACUUCUAUUGUGUAAUAUUACGAGAACUAACAUUAUUAUUUUUGUUGGCUUUUUAUUCGAAGCCCGAAUGUUGUAAAUGAUUUCUAUCUCCUGUUUUUCUGUAAAUAGUUGAAUGUAUAGAAGGAUAUUAUUACGAUUAUUAUGAUUGUCUUUAUUGAAAUAAUUAAC
This is a messenger RNA of Cylas formicarius (sweet potato weevil), 2732 nucleotides long. Its product is annotated as homeobox protein caupolican-like. The transcript has 9 exons. The coding region runs from base 448 to 2049 and encodes 533 amino acids. Gene Ontology annotation, biological process: neuron differentiation; cell development; regulation of transcription by RNA polymerase II. Gene Ontology annotation, molecular function: DNA-binding transcription factor activity, RNA polymerase II-specific; RNA polymerase II cis-regulatory region sequence-specific DNA binding. NCBI's taxonomy places the organism in Eukaryota, Metazoa, Arthropoda, Insecta, Coleoptera, Brentidae. The record is from RefSeq and is a predicted model, not a curated record. Gene Ontology annotation, cellular component: nucleus.